GCUGGAUGGUGGCGGACAGAGGACGACAUGGCGGCGGCGGCUGGAGCGGGAGGGUGGCGGCUGUUGUCGGGGAUGAAAGCUGUCGGCAGAGGAACCGCGGCUCAGAGAUGUCCAUUAUUCACGUUUGUUAGGACAAACACGGAGAGCACCUGGUGGCAUGAGCAUCUUUCUGAGGAAAACAUUCAUCAUUUAAGAAAAUUGGUUCCUGAAGAAUAUAAAUCGUUGACCGUCAGCAAAUCUUGCCCAUUAAAAGAUGAGCCAUGGCCCAGGUUACCUUGGAAGCCAGGCACCCGUAGGGUCGGACUGGUUGCAGUGAAGUUGGGGAUGAUGCCUUUGUGGACCAAAGCGGGUGACAAACAUGCAGUCACGUUACUUCAGGUGCAAGAUUGUCAUGUUGUAUCCUAUACUUCUAAAGAGCAGUAUGACGGCAGGAAGCCUGCAUUGGUAGUGGGUGGAAAGAAUACAUCGCCGUUUAAUAAACCAGAGUCUGUUAUGGAAAAGUACAGGCUAGCAGGGAUACCCCCAAAACAGAAAAUAACAAUUUUCAGAGUGUCUGAAAAUGCUAUUAUUAAACCAGGCACUCCAUUGUAUGCUGCUCAUUUUCGCCCAGGACAGUACGUGGAUGUCACAGCAAAAACAAUUGGCAAAGGUUUUCAGGGAGUUAUGAAGAGGUGGGGAUUUAAAGGUCAACCUGCAACUCAUGGGCAGACCAAAACCCACAGGAGGCCAGGAGCUUCAGGCCCUGGGGGCGACCCGGGUAGAGUUUUUCCUGGGAAGAAAAUGCCUGGAAAAAUGGGGAACAUUUACAGAACAGCAUAUGGACUAAAGGUCUGGAGAGUGAAUACAAAAGAGAAUAUCCUUUAUGUUCAUGGAUCUGUCCCAGGACACAAAAACUGCUUUGUGAAGGUCAAUGAUACCACAUUGCCCACUCAUCAGGAAGACAACAAGAAUCCACCAUUCCCAACUUACUUUGCUGACGGAGAUGAAGGGCUGCCAGAAGAUCUGUUUGAUGACACAGUGUUCCAAUUCACUGCGCCCUCUAUUGUUGUCUCCUAACGUUUGACACUUUCAAGGUGUUCUGUUGGCAGCUGCUGAUAGCUCUCACAUCCUGCGUCAAGUUUAUUUCACCCAGGCACUUUUAUCUCCAUGUAUUGGUCCGUGCUGCUGGUCUGCUGGGUGAGAUUUGAAGAACAGAAAUAAAGUACCGUUCACGGGGUGAAGCGUUGACCAUGAAUUGAAAAUGCAGCGAUGGUUUAAAAAAAAGAAUACUUAGAUUUUUUUUUUAAUGGCCCAAGCUUUGAGUGUGAACUGGACUAAUUUGACAAUGUUCUGAAAGAAGAAAAAUGUUCUGCUGCAAAACUAUGAAGAUUUUACUCUUUUUGUAUCCCAAUUAUGGACUGCAGACUUUGCCACUUUAUCCAAUUUGAUUACAUAACAUCAUGGAAGAGCACUCUUAAAUACAGAUAUCAGGGCAGGGAAGCCCUUGGCAGAAAAUAUAUGCCAAUUAAAAUAUUUGUAGAAAAUAACCUCCCAAGUGUUUCGGUCUGAGUAGUUUAAAUAUUUUAAAAUUAUUGCAGUAUAACAGGCAUUUACUGUCUACUAUUCUGUGUGGAAUAAUAUCAAGCACCAGGGAAAUCUCUGGCUCAACCUCUGGGUGGUUUUGUUUGUUGCAUUAACUAAUCUCUAAAGGGCAAAAUUAUUGAAACUCCAGUUGGCUUCAUCUGCACUGUGCAAUAUUCAAAGCCACCCUACAACUAUAUCAUGCACAACAACAUUACCAUCAAAAUCUGUCAUCUCUAUCAUUAGACAGCACAUUAAUUCUGUGAAAACACUGAAUGCCUUUGAUUGCUGCUAAUAGGUCGUGUACAAGGCAAACUCCAUCUAAGCAUGUUACAUGACACAACAUGAUGGAAUUCCAUGGUAAACACCAGAUGACUUGUUUUCAUUGCAGCAGCGCAGUGUAAAGAAAAUUAAAUGCAGUGUGCUUUGAAGAGGAACUUGUCGGCAAAAGUUGGAGUUUUUGUUUCUGAAUUCUGUGCUGCUUCAGCAAUGCCAUCUGCUUUGACCUUUUUAUACUUGGGUUUAAAUUUUGCAGCCGUUUAAGAUUCUAUAUUGUCGCAGGUGGUUUACCCAUGCCCACACGCACUUAGUUGUCCACUUGUUCUAUAUAAGUUAAAUUAUCAGAGACUCUUCUAAUGGCUAGGCACUGAAUCAAGACUGGAUAUAUGUUCCUACUGUCCUUCAUGUUGUGAGGGGCAGAAUUUUUUAAUUAGCUGCCUUGAAACAGUUCUGAAUAAUUUUAAGCCUUUUAUAUAGGAUCUGAACGUAUAUUGCAUGAAUGCUGCAUCAUUCCUGGACUAUUUUACAUCAUCCAGUACAGGACAUGCUGCAUCUGCGGUUUUUGUGUUUUGAUUAUGUUUCAAAAAUUACUCGAAGAUUGGUUGAAUAUAAAAGCCCAGAUUUUGCAGUAGUAACGACAAUGAAACUGUCAGCAUUCGCCAUCAUUACUCUUCCGAAACUGACCAUUUUUGGAAUCCGCACAUGUGCAGUUAAAUGCAGAAAUUCAGAAGUUGCUGUCAUUGAUUUCACGCAUUGUUGAAGUCCCCACAGACGGAAAUCAAUUAGAAAUAAUUGAACUGAUGGGAAUUCCUCUUUACGCUGCAAUAUCGCUUUAACCUGCCCUCACCACCCCCCCCCCCCCAAAAGAAUGUACUUUGUUCAUGAGAUAUAAUUGGGUUUUGAAUGGUAUACUAAGUCAUAACUACUGCUGAACAAUCUCUCUGGCCCAGAGAAGCUAGUUUUAUAUUGGUGCAAUGUCAGAUUCCAUUAUGAUAAAAAAUCUAGUUUUUUAUUUUUUAAGAAUGUAUUUGAUAUUUCAUUUUAAUGUAUGUGCCCCAAUCUUUAUUUCGCUCUAAAAUGUAUAAAGCAUUAAGGAUU
This is a messenger RNA of Carcharodon carcharias (great white shark), 2937 nucleotides long. RefSeq names its product mitochondrial ribosomal protein L3 (gene mrpl3). The record is from RefSeq and is a predicted model, not a curated record. The coding region runs from base 28 to 1056 and encodes 342 amino acids. Gene Ontology annotation, molecular function: structural constituent of ribosome. Gene Ontology annotation, biological process: translation. The transcript has 10 exons. Gene Ontology annotation, cellular component: mitochondrial large ribosomal subunit; ribosome. NCBI's taxonomy places the organism in Eukaryota, Metazoa, Chordata, Chondrichthyes, Lamniformes, Lamnidae.